CGCGUGAAAGUGCAUUUCAUUGUCAGAAAUUGAAAACACACAGCACGUUUUAGAGCAUUGUUCCGAACAUAUAAAAAAGAUGGGGUAUAUGACGGUGGAAGAACAGACUGCCGAUCUCUUACACCUGAAGAGGUCACCUGGGGUUCGCUCUUGGUCAUUGCUUGUUGGUAUAGCCUCAGUCGGCCUGGCAGCAGCAUACUACAGUUCAGAUAGUGUGUUAUGGAAGCUGUUCUAUGUGACAGGUUGUUUCUUUGUGGCUGUGCAGAACAUGGAGGAAUGGGAGGAGGCUGUAUUUGACAAAUCCAAGAACCUGAUAGAGCUGAAGACUUUCAGUCUGUAUGCCAGGAUACUGACCCUGUGGCGGAGAGGUCAGGAGAAAGUGGUGUUAGACAUGCGUCACCUGCGGGAUGUGAGUGUGGAGGAAGAGAAGGUGCGUUAUCUGGGGAAAGGUUACCUGGUGGUGCUGCGACUGGCCACAGGCUUCUCACACCCUCUCACGCAGAGCGCCACGCUAGGAGGACGCAGUGAUGCGGAUGCAAUUGCUGCCCUGUUGAAGCGCUUUCUAGGCCUGGAGGAGCUGCGACAGCGCUGGGAACAGGAAGAAGAUGAUGUGGAGGAUGACGAUGAUGACAGCAGUAACUCAGAGGGUCUUGAUGAGCACUGACCUUUUCCUAGACCUUUGAC
Molecule: messenger RNA, 684 nt
Organism: Megalops cyprinoides (Indo-Pacific tarpon)
Lineage: Eukaryota; Metazoa; Chordata; Actinopteri; Elopiformes; Megalopidae
Product: cytochrome b-245 chaperone 1 homolog
Exons: 7
Coding region: 80-664 (194 amino acids)
Source: RefSeq, a predicted model, not a curated record